Molecule: messenger RNA, 3656 nt
Organism: Sciurus carolinensis (gray squirrel)
Lineage: Eukaryota; Metazoa; Chordata; Mammalia; Rodentia; Sciuridae
Gene: Impact
Product: impact RWD domain protein
Exons: 11
Coding region: 120-1076 (318 amino acids)
Biological process (GO): regulation of translational initiation
Cellular component (GO): cytoplasm
Molecular function (GO): protein binding
Source: RefSeq, a predicted model, not a curated record
CCGGGUUGCGGUUCCGGGUCGGGCCGCGCCGCACCCCGCGCUCAUCUAGCAGCCGCGGCUCCCCGCCCCCGCUCUCCGGACCUGGGCAUCGGCGGCCGCAGGGCCGCUCCCGGGGCCACAUGGCUGAGGGGGACGCAGGGAGCGACCAGAGGCAGAAUGAGGAAAUUGAAGCCAUGGCAGCCAUUUAUGGCGAGGAAUGGUGUGUCAUUGAUGAUUGUGCCAAAAUAUUUUGUAUUAGAAUUAGCGAUGAUAUAGAUGACCCCAAAUGGACACUUUGCUUGCAGGUGAUGUUACCGAACGAAUAUCCAGGUACAGCUCCACCUAUUUAUCAAUUGAAUGCUCCUUGGCUUAAAGGGCAAGAACGUGUGGAUUUAUCGAACAGCCUUGAGGAAAUAUAUAUACAGAAUAUUGGUGAAAGUAUUCUUUACCUAUGGGUGGAGAAAAUAAGAGAUGUGCUAAUACAAAAAUCUCAGAUGACAGAACCAGGCCCAGAUGUGAAGAAGAAAACUGAAGAGGAAGAUGUUGAAUGUGAAGAUGAUCUCAUUUUAGCAUGUCAGACAGAAAACCCAGUGAAAGCGCUGGAUUUUGAUAUCAGUGAAAGUCAACCAGAAAUAGAAGAAUUACCUCCGAUUGAUCAUGGCAUUCCUAUUACAGACCGAAGAAGUACUUUUCAGGCCCACUUGGCUCCUGUAGUUUGUCCUAAACAGGUGAAAAUGGUUCUUGCCAGAUUGUAUGAGAAUAAGAAAAUAGCUAGUGCCACCCACAACAUUUAUGCCUAUAGGAUAUAUUGUGAGGAUAAACAGACCUUCUUGCAGGACUGUGAGGAUGAUGGGGAAACAGCAGCUGGCGGACGUCUUCUUCAUCUCAUGGAGAUUUUGAAUGUGAGGAAUGUCCUGGUGGUGGUAUCACGCUGGUAUGGAGGGAUUCUGCUUGGACCAGAUCGCUUUAAACAUAUCAACAACUGUGCCAGGAACAUACUGGUGGAGAAGAACUAUACAAGUUCACCUGAGGAAUCAUCUAAGGGUUUGGGAAAGAACAAAAAAGUAAAAAAAGACAAGAAGAGGAGUGACCAUUAAUACCUGAAACUAUAUGAAAGGUUAAUUUGCCUGUAAUUAUACAUACAUUCCAUAGUCAUCAAGGAAUAUACUGUACAGAGAGAAUAUCCUUGGCUGUUCAAGUCAGCCAAUUCAUUGUGGACACCAGCAUUAUCUUUUCCUUCUUGGUUAUAUCAUAUGCCAAAAAUAGAGAACUUAUUUUAUAUUCAUGUGUGUUUUAGGCUUAUUUGGAAGAACUAAUCUGAACUUAAUCACCGCUUCAUCUAAUUUUAGGAAGGUAACAGUUGCCCAGGGCAGUACCAGAAUUAACUGUCCAUUUCAGUACAUGACAAGUGCCUUUGUUAGGUGAGGAAGAAAUGUCUCCAGAGGAAUAUAAAUACCUGAUUUCUUGUCAUAGAGAUUCUCACACUGUUAAAUGAAUAUUGCCUUUUACUGCUCUUUAUGGCUUAUUGGAAUAGGGGCUCAUUGAAAAGAUUGAUCUUGGAGAGUUUCUUCUUGUGAUUUCAGUUCAUAAGUAUGUCACUUUUCAUUUUAUAGUGUUCUUCACUGAGUAAUAGAUUAAGUGAAAAUCCAGCUGUAUCCAUCUGCAGUUAUGUGUCAAGGUGAUAAUUCAUCUAACAUAUUUGUUAGCCUAAGUGUUAUGCCUCGAUUUCUGUCACAAAUUGGUGAUUGUGCAAUUUCACAAAGUGAUUUUCUAGUUUCAGCCUUUUUUCAUUUAAUUCUCGUAAUGUAAAACAAUGAAUAUGGAGUGUCAGUAGGCUCCUUUCAUCCCUGAAAUGUGUUGAUGUAAUAUUCUGGUUUCUUUUAACAAUCCCAAAUUACCUUUCUUGUGAUCCUCGUUGAAGAAUUAGAACCAUGCUAGAAGCUAUGCUAUGGCUAAUGGGACAUUUAUAUAAUGGGAUAGAAGUGUCAGAUUGGCAUGGGGGUAAGGCCAUGAGUAUGCUAUAAAUUUGAUGUAUACUUCCCAUCAGUGCUUCAGCCAGCUUUCCCAAUUCUAUGAUUUUGUAGAGAGAAGAGGAGCAAGGAAAACAGAAUCCUUUUUUUCUCUAUUCUUAUCAAGUCUUCCUUUUUAAAAAAAAAUGUUUUAUGUUUCUUUCAUCUGCAAGUUACUGCUAGGCAGUAAGUUUACCUUUGCUAUAUAAGAAGUUGUGAACUUUUCCCUUUCAGAUAUGAUUGCAAACAAUUGUUAACAGUUAAUCAAUUGACCACAGAUUUGUCUGGCAUUCUCCUCCCAAGGGAGAGGACAGAAAUUAGGAGGCAACUUUGGAAUGGCACUAGAGUAUGGAAAGCAUUGGAGGCUGGGCAGAUUUUUUUCUUUUUUUCUCAAAUGUUUCACCUUUAAAAAAGCCAACAUUCUUACUAGGUAUUUCUAAUAGUAAUCAAGUAAACAGCUAUACACUAGGAUGAAUUCUGAGACAUAAAAUCUUAUAUUUCAACAUUAUUUAAUGUUGCGAGUUAUCAAGAAUCAUAGGAUAACCUAUAUGUAUUUGGAGUACUUGUCUCAGUUUCCAUGAAAAGUUAAGUAUGUCCUAUGUAUUAAUUGUUAAACUUAUUAAAGAAAUUAGAAGUUUUUUAUUAACACUAAAAUAAUUUUAUGGACUGGGGUUGUGGCUCAGUGGUAGAGCACUUGCCUAGCAUGUGUGAGGUACUGGGUUCAAUUCUCAGCACCGCAUAUAAAUAAAUAAAAAUAAAGGUCCGUCAACAACUAAAAAAAUAUUCCAAAAAUUUUUUACAAUUUUGGCAUGUCACACCUGAAAGGCAAAGAAAUAGUAAGCAUUUUCUGCAGAAUAACAAAUCUAAUUUUAAUUUCUUUCUUGAUAUUUUAUGUAGCAUUUAUUUGGGCCUUUACAGAAAAUGAAACACCUCUUAUAUGUAUGAUCUCAUUUUCCCUUACUUUAAAAAAAUUUAUUUUUGCGAAAUUUUUAACCAUAUUUUACUGAAUUAAAAAAACCCAGAUCUCUUUACCUAAAGUCAGUUAGCUGGUAACAGGAGAGAUCCAUACUUCAUUAAUGGUAGAAUGAAUACUCUACCAUUAAUGAAAACCCUAAUGAAAUUACGUUUUUUUUUUUCUUCAUUUGAAAUUUCUAUUAAAUAGAGGAUUUCUGAUUUUCCAAGUAAUAAUUUUCUAUAACUAGAUCAAUGCUGUGGAUAGAUCUAUAAUAUUUUAUAGUCUAUUCUAUUAGUUAAUAAUAUUCUCCUUAUGCCAGUAUAUAAAAGCAAGUAACAUAUACUUUUUAAACGGAGAUAGCAACAGCUGUAUAAGUAUGCUCUUGAGGGUAUGUAUCAUGAAACAGCGUGUUUUAAGAGAAUUAUAUCAAACUAAUCACAACCAAGAAAGAAAAGCAUAAAGUGGAUACUGUUUGCAGGGCAGGUGAAAUUUAAUGAGAAAAUUGUAUAAUCCUAAUUCCAUAAUAGAGAUAACCAUUAUAAACAUUUGGUAUGUACAUUUAUUAUUUUUUCUUAUGCAUGAUUUUGUAUAUAUGGCUAUUUUUCUUUCCAUAAAAUGGUAUUAAACUGUAUAUACUGUUUUGUAUCCUACAUAUUUCAUAUAGAAGUAUAUUGUUAACAUUUUCCCAUGUCAAUAAAUAUUCUUCUAUGGCU